UAUAGCAACAGCCAAUGAGUUUCAAUCUGAAAUUUCCUAGAAACAAUAAGUGGCAGAUUCAGUCAUGGCGAAAGACGACUACUAUGCAGUUAUCUAACCACAGGUCACCACCAAGCUGCGAGGCGCGAGCGGCGAGCCUGCGAAAUGUUUGUGGGGCUGGGAAUUUAAGACUCUCAGAAAGCCCGUUUCGAGUUUUCUCCUCCCGCCCAAGAAAUCCCCAAGUUUCUGACUGUUGAGUCUGUCGGCAUCUACAACUCUGCUCUCUCUCACCUCUGCGAGUCUGCACUCUGCAGUGCUUGUCCUUGCCAUCGCCCAAUGCCCAUUGCAGUAGGCGGGCGCUGCAGUGUACUGGCACCGCCAACAGUGACUGUCGUCGCCGUUUCUUCCUGUUGCACUGACCGCCGGCUCUCAACUGUAUAUCAGAAGACUUUGUAGUGGUGCACUUUCUCUGGCGAGAGGCUGCCAGCGACUGGAACCCUCGGCGGAGUUAUUACGGAUGUGCACUCUCAAAAGUUCCGUCGAGAUUUUGGAGUGGAGAAGAAAGUAAAGUUGCGCCAAGCAAACUAUAAGUUCAAGAAACAGUCCCGACGGUUGGGGCGGCACUGAAGGAUGCAGUGUUUAGCAUAACAUGAUCCAACUGCAGAUUUCCUGAUAGACGGCAUUUGCUCAUGCAGGAUUUAAAAGAUCAGCUACUUCUCAUCCAUCCAACAUAACACAUUUCUUUGGCCUUUCCUGUGAGAACUGAGACGUUGAGAUGAAGAUUGCAGUUGAGGGUUGCAUGCAUGGAGAACUUGAUAAUGUCUACUCUACUCUCAAAUACUUGGAAGAAGUGGAGAACACAAAGGUUGACCUGCUUAUAUGUUGUGGUGAUUUUCAGGCUGUUAGGAACAAAAAUGAUUUGGACUCUGUUAACGUCAAAGCAAAGUAUCGCAAUAUGAAUAGCUUUUGGAAGUACUACACUGGCCAAGUGAUAGCUCCAGUUCCAACAGUAUUUAUUGGUGGAAAUCAUGAAGCGUCCAAUUAUUUAUGGGAACUGUAUUAUGGAGGGUGGGCUGCACCUAACAUAUAUUUCUUGGGUUUUGCUGGGGUGAUCAAAUUUGGCAACAUUCGUAUUGCUGGUCUCUCUGGAAUUUACAAGGAAUACAGCUACCAUAAAGGACACUAUGAACGAGCACCUUACAAUGAAAAAGAAAUUAGGUCCAUAUAUCAUGUGCGUGAAUAUGAUGUAUACAAGCUAAUGCAAAUUGAGGAGCCUAUUGAUAUUUUCAUUUCACAUGAUUGGCCCCGUGGUAUUACAAAAUAUGGAGAUUGGGAAAAACUGAUCAGUCAAAAGCCAUUCUUUAAGGAAGAGGUUAUUGAGGGAAUGUUGGGUAGUAAGGCUGCCGCAGAACUAUUGGAUAAAUUAAGACCUCCUUUUUGGUUUUCUGGUCAUCUUCACUGUAAGUUUUCUGCUAUUAUUCAACAUGGAGAAGGAGGAACUGCCACAAAAUUUCUUGCUUUGGAUAAGUGUCUUCCUGGCCGCAAAUUUUUACAGGUUAUUGACAUUGAGUCAGAAUGUGGACCAUUUGAGCUUCUAUAUGAUGAAGAGUGGCUUGCUAUAACAAGAAAGUGCAAUUCGAUGUUCCCUUUGACUAGGCAACCAACACUUUUUAGAAACCAGCAACUUGACAGUGAAGGCCACAGGGAAUGGGUCAGGAAUCUCCUUAAGGAGAGAGAGUCAUCCAAACCGUUUGACUUUACUUCUUCUGUGCCUGCUUAUGGACAUCCUUUAUCAAGUGCCACUGAUUCUUCUGGACAUGUUCGGAAUCCACAAACUGAAGCCUUCCUGCAACUUUUGGAGCUUCCUUACCUUCUCGAUAGUUCACCAACAUGGGGAAGCAAUGACCGCACAUUUGAUGAUGAUAGCGAGUAUUCUGCUGCCGCUGAUGAUGUUGAUGAUGAGGAAGAUUUUGAGGAAAGCUGAGCGUCUUGUAAAUAAAUCGUUAAAUGUUCUGUAUGAUUCUUUGUGGACGAGUUGCAACUUUCCUUUGAAAAACAAUUUCAAACACCACUAUUUAUUAGUCAAGAGGGUUUUGCAGUUUGGCGACGAGUGAAGUAAUGGAUAGCCGAACAGGGUGCCGCACUUUUGAUAUAACCAAUCUCUUUUGAGCUUAUUUACUUAUUUGAAGUGUAGUGACCAGCUGUUUGCAGGUUAAUUCAAUUAUUUUCUGUUUAAACAGUA
This is a messenger RNA of Nymphaea colorata (pocket water lily), 2221 nucleotides long. Its product is annotated as lariat debranching enzyme. Gene Ontology annotation, molecular function: RNA lariat debranching enzyme activity. The record is from RefSeq and is a predicted model, not a curated record. The coding region runs from base 755 to 1963 and encodes 402 amino acids. Gene Ontology annotation, cellular component: nucleus. The transcript is spliced from 12 exons. Lineage: Eukaryota; Viridiplantae; Streptophyta; Magnoliopsida; Nymphaeales; Nymphaeaceae. Gene Ontology annotation, biological process: mRNA splicing, via spliceosome.